Messenger RNA from Aspergillus heteromorphus CBS 117.55, 2299 nucleotides. Its product is annotated as putative NADH-ubiquinone oxidoreductase 64 kDa subunit. The record is from RefSeq and is a predicted model, not a curated record. Bases 165 to 2210 code for a protein of 681 amino acids. The transcript has 5 exons. Lineage: Eukaryota; Fungi; Ascomycota; Eurotiomycetes; Eurotiales; Aspergillaceae. Gene Ontology annotation, molecular function: NADH dehydrogenase activity; calcium ion binding.
CUCGUCUCGUUUCUCUUGCAAGCUCCAGCUCACUCUCGCUACCUUCCUGCUGCUUUCCUCGACCUUCUCUUCUUCCCCUGUGCCAUUGACCUCUCGCGUGGCUGAUUGUCUCGGGCCUGGCCCAUCGCGGUGACCGCUCCUUUCCUGCCAGCUCGCUACACGCCAUGAGCGCGGUGCUGCUCCGGAGUCGUCCGGACCCUCACGCCCUGAAAAGAAUCGGUCUUGUAUCACGUCGAUUCCAGUCGUCGAGGCCCCCCGCCGCAGCCGGACUCGCGGCGUCUCGUUCCCGGCUCCCAGCAACCCAAUGUCUGGCCUCGCGUGCCUUCUUCAACCCCCGGUUCUCAGCCCGGCACAACUCCACCGCAACCGAACCUGACACCCUGCCAAAACCCUCCUCCCUUCGCAAUGCCCUCUUCAAGUCCUUCGCGUACUGCGGGUUCUUCAUCGUGGCGAGCGGCGCCGCCGUCGUGGCCUUCUUCGUCUACGAUGCCACGACGUACCGCGAGAGCUCUAGCGCCGCGGACAUCCCGGUUUCGGAACUGGCGCUUAACCCCCGCCGCGGCGGGCCCAAGAACCUCCCCAUCGCGGAGUUCUUGAUCGACGAUAAUGAUUCGGAGGGUAAGCAGCUGCAGAAGGACAAGCCGCGCCUGGUGAUCCUGGGCACGGGCUGGGGGAGCAUCGCCCUACUCAAACAGCUCAACCCCGGCGAUUACCACGUCACCGUGGUGUCCCCAACCAACUACUUCCUGUUCACGCCCAUGCUGCCGUCUGCUACAGUGGGCACGCUGGGGCUGAAGUCCCUGGUCGAGCCGGUCCGUCGCAUCAUCCAACGGGUCAAUGGACAUUUCCUCAAGGCCGAGGCCCAAGACGUCGAGUUCUCCGAGAAGCUGGUCGAAGUGUCCCAAAUAGACGACAAUGGCAAGGAGCAGCGAUUCUACCUGCCUUAUGAUAAGCUGGUCGUUGGUGUCGGCUGUGUAACAAACCCCCACGGCGUCAAGGGCCUCGAGAACUGCCACUUCCUGAAGUCGAUCGACGAUGCGCGCCAGAUCAAGAACAAGGUGCUGGAUAAUAUGGAACUGGCCUGUCUGCCCACCACCAGCGACGAGGAGCGCAAGCGUCUGCUGUCGUUCGUUGUCUGCGGUGGAGGCCCGACGGGCGUGGAGUUCGCCGCGGAGCUGUUCGAUCUGCUCAACGAGGACCUCCUGCACUCCUUCCCCAAGAUCCUGCGCAAUGAGAUCUCCGUCCAUAUCAUCCAGAGCCGCAGUCAUAUCCUGAACACUUACGACGAGGCGCUGUCUCGCUAUGCGGAGUCCCGCUUCGCUCGAGACCAUGUCGACGUGUGCACGAACGCCCGCGUCGCCGAAGUCCGCGGCGACAAGGUCCUCUUCACGCAAGAGGAGGACGGCAAGCGCGUGCUGAAGGAGAUCCCCAUGGGCUUCUGUCUGUGGUCUACUGGCGUUGCCCGCGCCGCCCUCUGCAACCGCCUCUCCGCUAAACUGGAGUCUCAAAACAACAAACACGCCCUCGAAACCGACUCGCACCUACGCCUCAUCGGCGCGCCGCUCGGCGACGUCUACGCGAUCGGCGACUGCUCAACGGUGCAAAACAACCUGGCCGACAACAUCGUGUCCUUCCUGCGCACCAUCGCAUGGGAAAAGGGCAAGGACCCCGAAAAACUGCACCUGACCUUCCGCGAGUGGAAAGACAUCGCCAGCCGCAUCAAGAAACGCUUCCCGCAGGCAUCCAACCACCUCCGCCGCGCCGACAAGCUCUUCGAACAAUACGACAUCGACCACUCCGGCACCCUCGAAUUUGGAGAACUCUCCGAACUCCUCCACCAGAUCGACACGAAACUCACCUCCCUCCCCGCCACUGCCCAGCGCGCCAACCAGCAGGGCGAGUACCUCGGCCGCAAGCUCACCAAGAUCGCGGCCGCGCUGCCCGGCAUGCAGGCCAACCAGAUCGAUUACGGGGAUCUGGACGAGGCCGUCUACAAGGCCUUCAAGUAUAAGCAUCUCGGCAGCUUGGCGUAUAUCAGCAACGCCGCCAUCUUUGAUUUCGGCGGCCUGAAUUUCAGUGGUGGCGUCUUGGCCAUGUAUCUCUGGCGCAGUGUUUAUUUUGCCGAGAGUGUCAGUUUUAGGACCAGGUGUAUGUUGGCCAUGGAUUGGGCCAAGAGGGCUCUUUUUGGGAGAGAUCUCAUGAGCUUCUAAGCCUACUUACUCCCCCCUCCCCUCCCUCCCCUCUUUUCUUCACCGCUCGAUACUCCUCCGUACGAUACGAUAAUAUAGAUGAAAUACAG